AUGAUCACACUAGGUCCAAGCAUUGCUGUUGCUAAUUAUGGUACGAAUAACAUUGGAAUAUGUUUCAAUUAUGGAAAUGGAACAUUUCAAGAUCACAUUCUUUAUUCGACCAUUCAUAAUUCCAACCCAUCGUCGAUUGUUGUCGGAGAUCUAAACAAUGAUCAAUCGUUGGAUAUCAUCACAGUUGGGCUUUGCCUUUCGUACAUAGAACCCACGACAACUUCAACAACUACAGCUACAACAACAACCAACGUCUUGUGUACGUCCGGUGGAAUACCUCUGACUUUUGAUGAUAUUCCAAACGCAGAUGACUCUCAAGGACCUAUACCAUCAAAUUAUGGCGGACUGAAUUGGACCUCUUCAUCGUAUAUAAAUACAAGUGAAUUCCCCAGUUCAGGUUAUCAUUACGUCUGUGGUUCUGGUGUAUAUGCAUUAUGCUUCGACACUACUCUCAAAAUAGAAACACCGGUAGAAACCAAUACAGUAACACUCAAUUCUUGCCGAAUGGCAGCGGGUUGGUCAAACUCGACCAAUUUGACAAUUACUGGUUAUUAUUCAAAUACACAACUAUACACAAUUACAGUUCUAUUGAAUACCUAUUCAGCAGUUUUACAAGUAUUUAAUUGGCUAGGACUAAAUAAAAUUGUCAUGCAAGCAUCAGGAUCAGCAAUAUUGCAUGUUGGUCUUGAUAAUUUAUGUAUCACCUUUGGCAUCAAAUAA
Molecule: messenger RNA, 720 nt
Organism: Adineta ricciae
Lineage: Eukaryota; Metazoa; Rotifera; Eurotatoria; Adinetida; Adinetidae
Source: the annotation of a GenBank genome assembly